AUGGAGGGACGGGCUUACAUUUGUCAUCCUUUUUUCGUAAAUCCUCACAGCCUUCUGAUCGAUCAAGUAGAGGAGAUGCAUUUCUGGAAAAUACGUUUCGUCGAGGACGACAGGUAUGCGAAGGUGGCGUGGAAAGACGUGAAGGUCGGCGACCUUGUUCACCUCUCGAAUAACGAACUGGUGCCGGCCGAUGUUCUCCUCCUACGAAGCAGCGAUCCUCACGGCGUUGCGUACCUCGACACGUGUAAUCUCGACGGCGAAACGAAUCUGAAGGAACGGCAGGUUGUUCGAGGUUUCGUGGACCUCCAAGAUACCUUUCAGCCAGCGAAAUUUCGAUCGGUGAUCGAGGUCGAUCAACCGAGCACGAGGAUAUAUCGGUUUCACGGGGCCGUGGUUCACCCGAACGGUGGCAGAGUACCUGUUUCUACGGAAAAUCUUUUACUCAGGCAGUGUUUGUUGAAGAAUACCGACUUCGUCGAGGGCGUAGUGAUAUACGCCGGUCACGAGACUAAAGCGAUGCUCAACAACGGCGGACCUAGAUACAAGCGUUCACGAUUGGAGAAGCAAAUGAACAGCGACGUGAUAUGGUGCGUGGUGAUUUUGGUGGUGUUGUGCGCGACGGGCGCGAUCAGUUGUCGACUUUGGAUCUCCCAGUUUUCCGACCAGACGUUCGUCCCGUUCAUCCCGAUCCUUCAGGAUCCGAACUACGAGAGCAUGCUAACGUUCUGGACGUUCGUGAUCAUCCUCCAAGUGAUGAUACCGUUGAGCCUUUACGUCACCAUCGAAAUGGCGAAAGUGGGCCAGGUUUAUCACAUCGGGCACGAUAUCGCCCUUUAUGACGCGGAGACGGGACGCUCGGCUGAAUGCCGCGCACUCAAUAUCACGGAGGAAUUGGGUCAGGUGCAGUAUAUAUUCUCUGAUAAAACCGGCACGCUGACGGAAAAUAAAAUGCUAUUCAGACGGUGCGCCGUGGGGGGGCAGGAUUAUUCGCAUGGCGGGGACGGUGAAAAUUUGAUACCGUCGUCACGACUGAAAGAAGACCUUCUUAUAGGCACGUUUAGGCAUCAUCUGCAAGAAUUUUUAAUCGUAUUAGCGAUAUGUAACACCGUCGUGGUCAACUCGCAACCUCAUCAUGACACCAUGAACUCCAGCGGAGUGAUUGAAAAGCCUCAGAGGAACGGCGAAGAACCUGGAAGAUACACGAGAAUGAUAGAUUCUAGAAGCUUAACUCCUUCGCCAAUCAUUCCUCUAUCUGCGCUGUCUCACCCGACCAAUAGUCUCGAUGAAAACGUGUCAUCGAUUUCUUCGAUGGUUGAAAUAGAAUCUGUGCUCCAUAAUUCCACUAACAAUAAGCUGUCGAAUAAAUUACCGAGGCCGAAAUUUUUAAAUGUGACGUCAAUACCAAGUUUAGGAAUGGGAUUGUUAGGAAGGAAACUGUCCCCGAACGGAGAGCACAAGAGACGCAGCCCGCUAAGUCCCGUUACUGACGAGAGCGGCAAGAGCAGAGACGAAUUGUUACCUACGGCUGCGAUUUACGAAGCGGAAAGUCCGGACGAGCUUGCUUUAGUGAACGCUGCACGCGCUUAUAACGUGAAACUCGUUAAACGAACGGCGCGUAGUGCGAUCGUUUCCUUGCCGGACAAAUCUGUUCUUACUUUUGAAAUUCUUCACGUCUUACCGUUUGACUCCAACAGAAAAUGCAUGUCUAUUUUGGUUCGGCAUCCCAUCACUAACGAGCUAGUGUUGUACAGCAAGGGCGCCGAUACAACGAUCCUAUCGUCUCUAACCUCUCAGGAUGAAAAUUCUGUAAUGACGAUCAAAGUUCGACAGUAUCUUCAGUCGUACGCGCGUCAAGGUCUUCGAACUUUGGUGAUGGCUAAAAAAUCUCUGACAACGCAGGAAUACGAGAACUGGCGGCAAAUGCAUUCCGAGGCCGAGCUCGCAAUGGAAAAUCGCGAAGUCCGGAUUAAAGAUUCAUAUGCGAAUCUCGAAUGCCAUUUAACUUUAUUGGGAGUCACUGGAAUUGAGGAUAAACUUCAAGCUGGAGUACCCGAGACUAUGGAUGCUCUAAUGACAGCAGGGAUCGUAGUGUGGGUCUUAACAGGAGACAAGCCAGAAACGGCAGUUAAUAUUGCAUACUCGGCGCGUCUUUUUUCGCCUGCGAUGCAAUUAUUGUGGUUGCAAGCGAGAUCAAAGUCUGUUGCUGAAACUUUAAUUCAUGGAUACUUAGAGUCUGUACGUAAAGAUAGUACAGCUUUGGGAAUGGAUAACGUUAGAGAAAUUGCAAUGUUUAAUCGCGACGUGGCAGAGAAUGAUGCGCAUAGGGUAGAUAGCCCAUGGCCGAGACAACGUGCACUUGUUGUCGAUGGCAAAACCUUGACUGUUAUCCUUGACCCACGGUCGGGAUUAACUCGACUGUUCCUUGAAUUAACGAAAACGUGUUCUAGCGUAUUGGCUUGUAGAGCCACACCUCUUCAGAAGGCAUAUAUUGUACGUAUAGUGAAGGAGCAAUUGGGAAUGAGAACUUUAGCAAUUGGUGAUGGUGCUAAUGACGUUAGUAUGAUUCAAACGGCAGAUGUAGGAGUUGGUAUCUCCGGGCAAGAAGGUACACAAGCUGUCAUGGCCGCAGACUUUGCCAUUUCAAGAUUCUCAAUGCUUAGCAGACUUCUUUUGUUGCAUGGUCAUUGGUGUUACGAUCGCUUGUCUAGAAUGAUUUUGUAUUUCUUUUACGAGAACGCUACCUUGGUUUUCGUUCUGUUUUGGUAUCAGUUGUACUGCGGAUUUACUGGAACCGUUAUGAUGGACCAAAUUUAUUUAAUGCUUUAUAAUUUAAUGUUUACGUCCAUGCCACCACUUGUGUUGGGCAUAUAUGAUCGAGUAGCUUCAUCUGGCGUUUUAUUAACUAUGCCUAAUCUGUAUAAAAGAGGACGCCUCGGGCUUGUAUAUCAAUCGUAUACAUUUUGGAUAACCAUUGCUGAUGCUUUGUAUCAAAGUAUCGUUAUUUUCUUUGUAAAUGAGGGUGUGUACUAUGAUUCAACUAUUGACAUUUGGGAGUUUGGAACUACUGUAAUGACCUGUUCCGUUGUUAUCAUGUUGACCAAUAUUGCCAUAGAAAUUAGAUCUUGGACGGUAAUUCAUCUUUUUGCCGUAUUGGGAUCAUUGGGAGUAUUUUUCGGUUUUUGUUUAAUUUAUAACAUAGUUUGCGUUAAUUGUAUGGGUCUCCUAUGUUCGUAUUGGGUAAUGGAAAUGGCUGUCAUGAGAUACACUUACUGGCUUACAAUAUUACUUACCUGUGUUCUAGCAUUGAUGCCUAAAUUAUUCUAUAAAACCGUAAAAUCGACAAUAACUCCAGAUCUCAUACAAAGUGCCACGUUUACCGCACCAUCAAAAAGUGGUAGCCAUAGACAACGAAUCGCUGAGAGAAGUGAAAAUAGUUUUAUUGCUGGUUGGUCACGUUCAACGCAGCAUGCCACUAUAAGGUAUGCAUGUAUUUUGUCUUCUUACAGAAUACGGAUUUUAGAUUAUUAAAUGUUAUAUUUUUCUAAUUUUUUCUUCUUUAUAUUUCAGAACUGAGACUAAACACGAUACGUUGACAACUAUCGUUGCAUGA
Messenger RNA from Heterotrigona itama, 3610 nucleotides. The record is from the annotation of a GenBank genome assembly. Lineage: Eukaryota; Metazoa; Arthropoda; Insecta; Hymenoptera; Apidae.